Hirsutella rhossiliensis is the source of this 1467-nucleotide messenger RNA. RefSeq lists its product as uncharacterized. The record is from RefSeq and is a predicted model, not a curated record. NCBI's taxonomy places the organism in Eukaryota, Fungi, Ascomycota, Sordariomycetes, Hypocreales, Ophiocordycipitaceae. The transcript has a single exon. Bases 1 to 1467 code for a protein of 488 amino acids.
AUGUCGUCACUCGAUAGCCUCCCCUCGGACAUCCUCUAUCUGAUAUGCACGCAUUUAUGCCGCCACUGCCACCCGCCGUCCGUGCUGGCCCUCGUCAACCAAGGCGAAAGCCCCGACGUCGCCUCCUCACAGGCCGCCCUCGUGGCCCUGUGUUCGACGUCGCGCUGUCUCCGCGACGUUGCCCAGACCUUCCUCUGGCACGCGCCCACCAUCCGCGACCACGGCCGCUUCGUCCGCGCCGUCAUGGCCCGUCCCGACCUGGCUCUUCAUACCCGCUACCUGCCCGGCCGACGCUGGCUGGAGACGCCCACUGUCUGUAGAUACCCGGAAGAUCUUGCCCUCUGCAAGCGCGUCGCCCAGAUGCUGUUCCUCGAACUCCCAUUCGACCCCGAUUUCAACGACGCGUGCCGCGGAGACGACGGGGUCGAUUACUUCUUCACGCAGCUCCUCGUUUCACUGCUCCCGCGGGUCGAGAUCUUCUACGUCGACACCCGCUUGGAUAGGGGCAGGGACUACGUUGACUGGCACCGCGCCAACUUUUACAACCUCGAGUGGCGCUUCGAUGUCCUCGAGCACAUCGACCUCGACCCUGCCAGCCGGCGCUUCCCCAAUCUGCGGACCGUGAUCAUCGAUGGCGGAGACACGCGCGCCUGUCGCACCAUGAGCCUCAUAGGCCUCGUCACCAUGCUCUCCGCCGCGACAAACCUCAGGUGCCUGGUCCUGUUUCAAGUCCGCGGCUUCGAACGCCACCCGGACCAAAGACAUCUCCUGCCGCCCUCGCUUCAGCAGGUGCGGGAGCUUGUCCUCGACGAGUUUAAUCUUUACAUUGACCCAACGAGGCAAAACUACCGCUCCCUCGAAAACCUCAUCCGCCUCUGUCCCGCGCUGCAGGCCUUUACGCUGCGCCCUUUGCCCUCGCGAGACGCAAGCUUGGCCAAGGGCCACCACCUGUCCCGAUCACGGCUGCUCGACAGCCUCCUGCCGGCCAGCGAGACCUUGACCAGCCUCACGAUUCGCCUCAGCCACGUCCGGGUCUCACGGUGGGAUUUUAUGCCGGGCCCGCAGCCCGCCAUGCUUCAGUUUCCUUGUCUCACCACCCUGGUCCUCGACGAGCAGUUCUUCUGCCGCCAUUGGCUACCGGCAAAGUUCGGGGGCUAUGCCGACGACCAGACAACGUGCCUCACGGAGCUCCUGCCGCAGACUAUGACUCUUCUCGGCAUCAGGCUACACCACAAGUUUCGAGCAUUGAACGACGUUUGCCACCUUGGUAAAGAAGUCGCCACGGGCAUGUUCCCGGCGCUGCAACGCGUCGAGAUCGAUGUCUUGAAUCACGUCAGAUCCAGACCUAAUAAUCCGGCCUGGGCCCGCAGGUUGGGGAAAAGACUGGAGGCAUAUCGCGAGAGCGCACGCCAAGCAUUCGAUGGGACGUCCGUUCAAGCGCACAUCAGAGAGGUGCUGACGCACUGA